This is a messenger RNA of Penicillium canariense, 3288 nucleotides long. RefSeq names its product nuclear import receptor PSE1. Gene Ontology annotation, molecular function: nuclear import signal receptor activity; small GTPase binding. The transcript has 6 exons. Gene Ontology annotation, biological process: protein import into nucleus. Lineage: Eukaryota; Fungi; Ascomycota; Eurotiomycetes; Eurotiales; Aspergillaceae. The coding region runs from base 1 to 3288 and encodes 1095 amino acids. Gene Ontology annotation, cellular component: cytoplasm; nucleus. The record is from RefSeq and is a predicted model, not a curated record.
AUGUCCCUGCUGCCUCCCGAGGUCCACACCGCGCUGUCCCAGCUGCUGCGCGCUCUGAGCACCCCCGACAAUGCCGUCCGAUCGCAGGCCGAAGAGCAGCUGAACAAUGAUUGGGUGCAGAACAAGCCGGACGUCCUCUUGAUGGGCUUGGCCGAGCAGAUUGCUGGGGCUGAAGACACAUUAACUCGUGCUUUCUCUGCUGUGCUCUUCCGAAGAAUCGCUACCAAGACUCGCAAGGACCCCGUCUCCGGCGACGUAAAGGAGGUCUUUAUGAGCCUGCCCAAUGAGCAGCGUAUUGUGAUCCGCGAGAAGUUGGUGACAUGUCUGACCACCGAGUCUACCCUCGAUGUGCGCAAGAAGAUUGGAGAUGCUGUGGCUGAGGUGGCCCGCCAGUACACCGACAAUGGCGACCAAUGGCCCGAGCUGCUUGGUGUUCUCUUCCAGGCCAGCCAGUCUGCUGAGUCUGGUCUGCGCGAGACUGCUUUCCGUAUCUUCACAACCACCCCCGGCAUCAUUGAGAAGCAGCAUGAACAGGCUGUCCUUGGUGUCUUCACUAAGGGCUUCGAAGAUGACAACAUCUCGGUACGAAUUGCCGCUAUGGAAGCCUUCGCCGCUAUGUUCCGCUCUAUCGAGAAGAAGUCCCAGUCCAAGUUCUUUUCCCUUGUGCCUGCUCUUCUUAACAUCCUGCCUCCCCUUAAAGAAUCUAGCGAGAGUGAGGAGCUUUCUGCAGCAUUCCUGGCUCUCAUUGAACUGGCCGAAAUCAGCCCGAGGAUGUUUAAGAGCUCAUUCGGCGACUUGGUCAAGUUCAGCAUUAGUGUUAUCGCCGACAAGGAGCUCAGCGACCAGGUUCGCCAGAAUGCGCUGGAGCUUAUGGCCACUUUCGCCGAUUAUGCACCUAACAUGUGUAAGAAGGAGACCAACUUUGCGCAGGAGAUGGUUACCCAGUGUCUGAGCCUGAUGACUGAUGUUGGUGCCGAUGAUGAUGACGCUGAGGAGUGGAAUGCGUCUGAAGACCUUGAACCCGAAGAGAGCGACCUGAACCACAUUGCCGGUGAGCAAUGUAUGGACCGCCUGGCCAACAAGCUUGGUGGCCAAGCCAUUCUCCAGCCCGCAUUCUCCUGGAUUCCUCGCAUGAUGUCUUCAACUGCUUGGCGCGAUCGCCACGCCGCUCUGAUGGCCAUCUCGGCCAUUUCGGAGGGCUGCCGUGAUCUGAUGACCAAUGAGUUAGACCAGGUCCUUGCCCUGGUUGUUCCUGCUCUGCGGGAUGCGCACCCCCGUGUCCGCUAUGCCGGCUGCAACGCCCUCGGCCAAAUGAGCACCGACUUUGCCGGUAUCAUGCAGGAGAAGUACCACGGCAUUGUCUUGAACAACAUUAUUCCUGUUCUCGGCUCUAGUGAGCCCCGUGUGCAGUCGCACGCCGCUGCUGCUCUGGUCAAUUUCUGCGAGGAAGCUGAGCGCAGCAUUCUCGAGCCCUACCUCGGCGACCUCCUGAGCCGCCUUCUGGAACUCCUGCGCAGCCCUAAGCGCUACCUGCAGGAACAGGCUUUGUCAACUAUUGCCACCAUCGCUGAUUCUGCUGAAACCGCCUUCGGCCAGUACUACGGCACCCUUAUGCCGCUCCUGCUUAACGUCUUGAAGGAGGAGCAGGGUAAGGAAUACCGGCUACUCCGUGCUAAGGCCAUGGAGUGUGCCACUCUGAUCGCCCUGGCCGUUGGCAAGGAGAAGAUGGGCCAGGAUGCCCUGAACCUCGUCCAAAUCCUGGGCAACAUCCAGCAGAACAUUGUCGAUGCCGACGACCCUCAGUCGCAGUACCUUCUUCACUGCUGGGGCCGUAUGUGCCGUGUUUUGGGUCGUGACUUCGUGCCCUACCUGCCUGGUGUUAUGCCUCCAUUGUUGACCGUGGCUGCCGCCAAGGCCGAUAUCCAGCUGCUGGAUGACGAGGACCAGAUCGAGCAGGUCGAGCAGGAUGAGGGCUGGGAGCUGGUUCCCCUCAAGGGCAAGGUCAUUGGUAUCAAGACCAGCGCUCUGGAGGACAAGAAUACAGCCAUCGAGCUGAUCACUAUCUAUGCUCAAAUUCUGGAAGAGGCCUUCGAGCCUUACGUCCUGGAGACUAUGGAGAAGAUUGCCGUACCUGGCCUUGCAUUCUUCUUCCAUGACCCUGUCCGCGUGUCGGCCGCUAAGCUGAUUCCCCAGCUGCUGAACUCCUACAAGAAGGCCCACGGUGGCGCCUCAGCUGGCUUUGCUGAGAUGUGGAACAAGGUGGCUGAGAAGAUCAUCGAGGUGCUGAGUGCUGAGCCCACCAUCGAUACACUGGCCGAGAUGUACCAGUGCUUCUACGAGUCUGUUGAGGUCGUUGGUCCCAACAGCCUCACCCCGCAGCACAUGCAGGCAUUCAUUGACUCCUCCAAGUCUACCCUUGAAGAUUACCAGAUGCGCGUGACGCAGCGGCUGGAGGACCAAGCCGAGCUUGAGGAGGGCGAUGAGGAUAACCUCGACUUCGAGUAUGCUAUCGAGGAUGACCAGAACCUACUCAGCGACAUGAACAAGGCCUUCCACACUAUCUUCAAGAACCAAGGCACCACUUUCCUGCCUGCCUGGCAACAGCUGAUGCAGUUCUACGACAACUUUAUCACCAGUCAGGACCCGACCCAGCGGCAAUGGGCCCUGUGCAUCAUGGACGAUGUGCUGGAGUUCUGCGCUGCCGAGUCUUGGACCUUCAAGGACCACAUCAUGCAACCCCUGGCCUCUGGUCUGCAGGAUGAGAAUGCUGCCAACCGCCAGGCGGCCGCCUAUGGUGUUGGUGUUGCUGCUCAGAAGGGCGGCGCUCCCUGGGCCGACUUUGUUGCUGCCAGCAUCCCCAGUUUGUUCCAGGUGACCCAGCACCCCCAGAACCGUACCGAGGAGCAUGUCUUUGCGACCGAGAACGCCUCAGCUAGUAUUGCUAAGAUCCUGCACUUCAACGCCUCCAAGGUGCAGAAUGCCCAAGAGAUCGUGACCAACUGGAUCGAUACUCUGCCUAUCACUUACGAUGAGGAGGCCGCACCGUACGCCUACUCUUUCAUUGUCCAAUUGGUUGACCAGCAAAACCCGGCCGUUCUCAGCAAGGCCGACCGCGUGUUCGGCUUCAUCGUGCAGGCCCUCGAGGCCGGCACCCUGCAGGGUCAGACGGCUGCCCGCGUCGCCCAGGCGGGCAAGCAGCUGGUGGCUGCGACCGGCGUGAACGCAGAGUCAAUCCUGGCGGGCGUCAGCCCGGAUAACCAAGAGCGGGUGCGCAAGCUCUUCCAGUAG